Paramisgurnus dabryanus is the source of this 4623-nucleotide messenger RNA. RefSeq names its product FYN proto-oncogene, Src family tyrosine kinase b (gene fynb). Gene Ontology annotation, biological process: protein phosphorylation. Lineage: Eukaryota; Metazoa; Chordata; Actinopteri; Cypriniformes; Cobitidae. Gene Ontology annotation, molecular function: ATP binding; protein binding; protein tyrosine kinase activity. The record is from RefSeq and is a predicted model, not a curated record.
CUGCGCUGCGCCAUCAUCGUCUGCUCCAGGCAGCAGAGAGCCGCUCGUACAAGUAUUUAAUAUAUCCCGCUAAAAACGCUAUUUACUUUUUUUUACUGAUUACCAGUGAUUUUUUCACCAUCAUGGGGAGCUUUACGGCUGGUUUUGCGCAACAUGGAAAACAUUAAGACAAGACUUUAGGCGAUUAUCUUGGAUUUGAACACAAGCAAUGUGGAGAAAAUAAGGACCCUGCUGUGCUUGAAUUUUAGGGGGCACAUUUCCUGAGAGCUGCUAUGUCGCUCAUUUGAGAUGUUUGAGUGAACGAUCUGAGACAAAGGGUCACAGAUCAUAGAGGAUGGGCUGUGUGCAAUGUAAGGACAAAGAGGCUGCUAAGUUAACAGAGGACCGGGACACCAGUCUGUCUCAGAGUGGCGUGGGUUAUCAGUAUGGUGUUGAUCCCACGCCACAGCAUUACCCAAGCCUUGGUGGGGUCACUGCAGUCGCCGCCAUUCCCAACUACAAUAACUUCCUUGGCGCUCCGGUCACGCAAGGCAUGACAGUCUUUGGAGGGGUGAGCACGACAAUACAGCAAGGAACACUCCGUACGCGAGGAGGCACAGGUGUCACUUUGUUUGUUGCUCUCUACGAUUAUGAGGCACGUACUGAAGAAGAUCUCAGUUUUAGGAAAGGAGAAAGGUUUCAAAUCAUCAAUAGCACUGAGGGUGAUUGGUGGGACGCCCGCUCUCUCACCACAGGAGGAACCGGCUUCAUUCCCAGUAAUUACGUCGCUCCUGUGGACUCUAUCCAUGCUGAGGAUUGGUAUUUUGGUAAGUUGGGCCGUAAGGAUGCAGAGAGGCAACUUCUCUCCACAGGAAAUCCACGUGGCACCUAUCUGAUUCGCGAAAGUGAAACCACUAAAGGUGCCUUCUCCUUGUCUAUUCGUGACUGGGAUGAUGUAAAAGGUGAUCAUGUGAAGCACUAUAAAAUCCGCAAGCUUGACAGUGGAGGAUAUUACAUCACCACCAGAGCUCAGUUUGAAACCCUUCAACAGCUGGUCCAGCAUUACUCGGAAAGGGCAGCGGGGCUUUGCUGUCGCUUGGUGGUCCCUUGCCACAAAGGGAUGCCAAGGCUCACCGACCUGUCUGUCAAAACCAAAGACGUGUGGGAGAUCCCACGGGAGUCGCUGCAACUCAUAAAACGCUUGGGCAACGGCCAGUUUGGGGAGGUUUGGAUGGGUACGUGGAACGGGAACACUAAAGUGGCUGUGAAGACCCUAAAGCCCGGCACCAUGUCUCCAGAGUCCUUCCUGGAGGAAGCACAGAUCAUGAAGAAACUACGACAUGAUAAACUAGUGCAGCUCUACGCUGUCGUUUCUGAGGAGCCCAUCUACAUCGUCACUGAGUACAUGGGCAAAGGAAGUCUUCUAGAUUUCCUGAAGGAUGGGGAGGGACGAGCUCUGAAGCUGCCAAACUUAGUUGAUAUGGCUGCUCAGGUGGCUGGAGGUAUGGCCUACAUCGAGAGAAUGAACUAUAUUCACAGAGAUUUGCGCUCCGCUAACAUUCUGGUGGGUGAUAACCUGGUGUGUAAGAUCGCUGAUUUUGGCCUGGCCAGACUUAUUGAGGACAAUGAGUACACAGCCCGACAAGGAGCUAAAUUUCCCAUUAAGUGGACGGCUCCGGAAGCGGCUCUGUAUGGGAAGUUCACCAUUAAAUCUGAUGUUUGGUCUUUUGGAAUUCUGCUCACAGAGUUAGUGACUAAAGGCCGAGUGCCAUAUCCAGGUAUGAAUAACAGGGAAGUACUGGAACAAGUGGAGCGUGGUUACCGGAUGGCGUGCCCUCAGGACUGUCCCAGUUCUCUACACGAGUUGAUGGUUCUGUGCUGGAAGAAAGAUGCAGAGGAACGGCCCACUUUUGAGUACCUGCAGGCCUUCCUUGAGGAUUACUUCACGGCGACCGAACCUCAAUAUCAGCCUGGAGACAACCUCUAAACCCAGUAUCCUGGGCUUACCCUGAUCUCUCCCUUCCUGGGGUAUCCUGUAUGCCCCCUCCACUGACCUCCUGUCUGUUUGGAGGCAGUUACCGCUUCAUGAGUUCAAACAAACUCCUGUUAUUUCCUGUGGCCUCAUACCCUAGUCGAAACCAGAGAAGACUGAAUCAUUUGCACAGAUUUUUUACAGAUGAGAAAGCUGGGGUUCGAAGCAGAGGGAAUUUUUGGUAAUGUUGGAGGGAGAUGGCGUGGAAAAGCUUUUGUUCAGGGAUGUGACCAUAACCAUUAUAGUGAUAUGCCUGUAUUCUGUGUAAAUACCAGAUGUUUGUUAUUAUUUUUAUUCAUGUUUGGUUUAUUCUUUGUUAUAUCCACUCAUUUUUGUCUUGUUUGAUGCCUGCCAAUGCACAACACUUUCAUGUUUCAUGUCUUUGUGUCUGCUCAUAAUGUUUGGGUUAUAAGAAUGUAUGUCAUUUAUUUGUUCUCUCAUCUGCUUGUGAGAUUGCUUCCCAGGCAGAAGAAUUCGAAUUCAAAACGUCUUUUCAUAUUAUAGAUGGUUUGAAAUUCUUCAGGCUUAACCUGCUAGAGAAAUGUAUCUUAUUUCUCUUUUAUUUCUUCAGUUUUUUUACAAUGCUUAAAAUGAUGAGCUCACUCUGUGUUAAUCUGUAGAAAAUUUGUGUCCUCUUCAAAAUAUUAGAUCUUUAUGUAAAACAAAAGUUAUUUUACGCAUAAUGUUUUUUUAGGCCAAAUUGUAUAAACUGCCAUAUGUUAGCAUAUAUCCACUUCCUCGUUGUUGGAGAAAAUACAUCAUUUUGAGUUUUUCGAGGUACCAGGUAUAUAACAGUAUUAAACCAAAUAGAAAGGCAUCAUGGCACAUCUGAUUAUAAUGUUUUCAAUAUAUUCUAUAGACGAGGAUGCCUUAUAUAAUUCAUUUUUGAAAGCAGCGCAGAUAUGUUAUUUGCUGUCUAUGAUGGUGGUUCUCAACUGGUUGCCUCAAGAUAUAAUACAUUUAUGAAUGCCCCAACACACUAUCAAAGUAGUUUAUUGUCUUCAAUUCAAUUAUUAUCCUUAUUUAUUAAACAUUAACAUUUAUUAUGUUGUUUAUUUGUAAAUUAUUGACUAAUUGUUUUGUUUUUUUGAUGAAUAUGUGUUUUCAGCAGCCAAUAACUAAAACAUUUGUGUUACCAUUGCAAUUGAAGCUGUUUUUAAAAGAGUUUGGGUCAUAAUCUUUUUACAUGAUGUAGUUUUGGUCAUGAUUUUUCAGGAUAACUGAACCUGUCAGUACUGAAAUAUGCCUGAUAUGGCUUAUACCAAACCUAUUACUUACUUUGUUGGGAACAAUGCAAAGCUCAAUAUGACCACUCUGGCGACAGAAGUCCCGCCUUCCAGGUAAAAGAACCAAUCAUCAUUCGAUACAGACUGAUGAUUCUCUGCGGCAGGGACUUUCAUUGUCAAGUAAGGCGCUGUCAAGUUAAGACCAAGGUGUUGUAUAGUGCAAUUAGGGCUUAAAAAAAAAAAAUUAUGGUAUAGUUGAUGUCAGGUUUAACAUAAAUAACAACAUGCAAAAAAAAUGUGUAGUUUCAGCACAUGAUUUCGGGGUUAUCUAUUUUUCUUUAUUCAAGUAGAUAGGACAUUAGUCUUGCACGACUAAAAUAACUGCCCGGAGGCAUUGCAAACAUGGCCUCCUAGCAGCGUGACUUCCCUAAAGAGACUUUACUUCUACCAAGUGACCAGAAUAUGUUGCCAUAAUAUAGAACAGAAUAUAUGGAUAUGGAAUAUACAAAAUAUAUGUUUGGACAUGAGAUGUUAGACUAAAGGUUUAGUUGCAUUUUAUUGUUUAAUAUUUUUAUUUCACUGUUCAGUUUCUUUCAACCGCAUGCCCUCUCCUCUUAAAACUCCAUCCUCCAUGAUGUGCCCAAUAAUAAUUUUCACUGUAUUCAGAGCUUAGACCGUCACAGAGACACAUAUGACUUUAAGAUGUGACCAGUUGAGAGCCACUGGCCUACAAUAUCCCAAAACGAAUUUUAAUUUUCUUUUCUUUUUUAAAGUAUGAUUCCAUUUCAGUGUUUAGUCAUUAAAAAUUCACUGUGUUAUCUCUAAAACUCCCUUGUGUUUAUUACCGUAUAUGACAUUAUGGUGCCUUGGAAGCCGGUCUGAACCAGUUUCCCUAAUAUGAAACAUCUGUAAAGUCCUUAACUAACUUGGCAGGGUGUAAGCAAAGCAGCUGCUUUUGGUUUCAAACACAGCCUCACGUGACACUUUGAUUGCUUUUCCAAAGUUUCUCAUAAAUUCCUGCUUGCCAUACUGUAUGUGAAGGUGGGAGAAUCGGAUUCCAUUUUCCUGAAGUUGCCCUGACAACCAGUCCGUCUUCAUUUAUCUCAGUAUCCGUGCUAUUUAUUGGGUUCCCCAUCAUAAGACUCCUUUCUUAUAUGUAUUUAUUUUAUCUAACAUAGAUUACCUGUUAUGUGUUUGGAAUAAGGCAUUUUGACAUAGUUUUCCUAUAAUUAUACAGUGGUCAUGGUUAUGUUUUCUAAACCUGUUUAUUGAGUUAUGCAUUUGGUUUAGCCUUUCACAUUUAAAUGAUCUCUGCCACCUUUUUAACAUGCAGUUUUGUUAACUCGUUUCCCAUUUGGAAAUAAAAAGUACAACAUUUUACACUCU